This is a messenger RNA of Scophthalmus maximus (turbot), 4702 nucleotides long. RefSeq names its product transcription factor Sox-10-like. Gene Ontology annotation, molecular function: RNA polymerase II cis-regulatory region sequence-specific DNA binding; DNA-binding transcription factor activity, RNA polymerase II-specific. Gene Ontology annotation, cellular component: nucleus. The transcript is spliced from 4 exons. The record is from RefSeq and is a predicted model, not a curated record. Gene Ontology annotation, biological process: enteric nervous system development; morphogenesis of an epithelium; neural crest cell migration. Lineage: Eukaryota; Metazoa; Chordata; Actinopteri; Pleuronectiformes; Scophthalmidae. The coding region runs from base 745 to 2235 and encodes 496 amino acids.
AUUGAGAUCCCCCCCCCGAAUCAAACUGAUUAUCUUUUUCUUUUGAGGAACAUGACCACACGGCAAUAACUCUCCUCACGAUUGUUUAUUUAUUUGAUGUGGGAUGUCAACACGUCCAACAAACCUGGCCUUCUCUCUGCUCUAAAUGGACGCACUGUGGACUCAUUUGAGACACUCCGACAUAAAAUCUCACCUCUUCCCCGCUGGAUAUGUUGCAGUGACGGACAGACGCGCAUUAACAGUGUGUCGAAGACUGUCCUAUCAGAGAGCGGCGGGAUAAUUAAAAGACCAAUGGCGGCGCGGCGUGGUGCCGUAGGGGCGGGGCCGACAGUGUGCUGGAAUGCUGCCUCUCUGGGAAUGUUUUCCACUUUCAAUCACUUUUUUUUUCUCCCGGUCCUUCUCACAAGGCGCUCUUUAAGCUCCGGUGUUGCCACACAGAGCAGCCAUUCAUCGGCUCUACAGUCGGCCACACACUCCCAUGUUGAACCACUGGACAUCUAAAUUGGUGUAGCUGCUUUUGCUGAAAAGGAUUUCUAUCCGACAGUGGGAAGGAUUUGGACACUUUUACGCAGCAAUAUGACUUUGCCUGAGAAUAAUCAGCACUAACUGGAUCGUCGACCCCAAACGUAGUGUUCAAUUUUAGCCGUUAAAUUGACUUUUUUUUUUAAAUUUUAAAUAUUUUUUUUACUCCUUUCUUUUGCAUCCAAGAAUUUUCUUGUUAUUAGCUGAAAAUUAAAAAGAAAAAUGUCGGGCGAGGAGCACAGCCUGUCCGAGGCGGAGAUGAGUCCCGGAGGGUCAGACGAUGGUCACUCACUGUCACCGACUCGGCCCGGAGCGCCGCCCGGCCAGGGCUCACCUCUGACCGGGCCGCCGCAGCAGCUGGCCGCGCUCUGUGUCGCGGACGGCAGCGGGGAGGAUGGAAGAUCCAGAGGCAAAUCAGAGGAGGAGGAAGAUCGCUUCCCGAUCGGUAUCAGAGAAGCGGUCAGUCAGGUGCUGGACGGAUACGACUGGACACUUGUGCCAAUGCCGGUGCGCGUAAACAACGGAAGCAAAGCAAAGCCCCACGUCAAGAGGCCCAUGAACGCCUUCAUGGUGUGGGCUCAAGCGGCGCGGAGGAAACUGGCCGAUCAGUACCCCCACCUGCACAACGCGGAGCUCAGCAAGACCCUGGGCAAACUGUGGAGGCUGCUGAACGAGAGCGACAAGAGGCCAUUCAUUGAGGAGGCGGAGAGGCUGAGGAAACAGCACAAGAAGGACUACCCGGAGUACAAGUACCAGCCGCGGAGACGCAAAAACGGCAAACUGACGACUAGUGAGUCCGAUAGCCAAGGGGAAGGGGAGGCCAGCCACUCCCAGUCUCACUACAAGACCCUGCAUCUGGAGCACAAUGGCGGUGCUGGUUCUCCCCUGGGUGACCUGCACCACCACCACCAUCACCACCACCACCCUGCUGGUCACAGCCCACCCACGCCCCCCACCACCCCAAAAACAGAGCUCCAGUCUGGUAAACUGUCAGAUGCAAAGAGGGAUGGGGCAGCAGGAGCGUCUGGAGGAUCAGGGGGGUCCAGGGGAGCCCUCGGGGUAGGAGCUGAAGGAACAUCUGGUGGUCCAUCAUCAUCAGGAGCUAAACCCCACAUCGACUUUGGCACCAUGGACAUCGGCGAGAUCAGCCACGAGGUGAUGUCCAACAUCGAGCCAUUUGAUGUGAACGAGUUUGACCAGUACCUCCCUCCAAACGGCCACCCGCAGAGUGCGACCGGGGUCCCUGCGGCUGGCUCCUCUGCCUCAUCUUAUGCCUACGCCUUGGCCGCCGCUAGUGGGCACUCCGCCUGGCUCUCCAAACAGCAGCAGCAGCCCCAGGCCUCUCCGUCUUCCUCCGACCCCUCCAAGGCUCAGAUCAAGAGCGAGUCAUCGGCUGGGAGCCACUACGCCGAGGCCUCGUCCUCUCCCUCCUCCGGCGCUCAUGUCACCUACACCCCGCUCAGCCUCCCUCACUAUGGCUCCGCUUUCCCCUCACUGGCUUCCAGGGCACAGUUUGAGUACGGAGAGCACCAGGCCCCCGGGGCGUACUACGCCCACUCCAGCCAGGCCCCAGGGCUGUACUCAGCCUUCUCCUACAUGGGCCCUACACAGAGGCCUCUGUACACUACCAUAGGAGACCCCUCCAGCGUGGCCCCCUCUCACAGCCCCACACACUGGGAGCAGCCUGUUUACACCACACUCACAAGACCUUGAGGGAGAGCAGCUGAGCAGAGGGAAAUAUGGGAAGCGUGUGAGUGGAUCUGUUUGUGUGUGUGUGUGUGUGCGCGCAAGUAUGUGAUAGUCUGCGUGCGUGUGUGUGUCCAUGCCAUAUUGAUGUUAUAUUAGAGGUUUUUACUUUUUUAGCCAAUAUAAUGCAAGAUGCAUCCAUGGGGCCUUACAUAGUAAAAAAGAAAAGAAAAAAAAAAGGCCCAAACUCACACGGUAUAAAGUGUGAGUCAUGGGUCAACAGCCAAUCAAAAAUAGAUAAACCUUAACAAACGUGUGCCAUCAUAAAUAGACGAGUUGGGAUGUACAGCAAGUGUGUGUUCAAGAGGUAUACGAGUGAAAGAGACACUGAGACUGAACAGAUUUUGAUGAGUGACCCAGACAUGUUGGGUUUAGACUGACAUAAUCAGAUUUUAUUAACCAAACUAAAGGAUGUUUCCAUUGUUAUUGUGUUAUUUUAUAUGAGUAGUAAGUUUAUUGUCAUUGUUGAUAUCCUAUGAGUGUAACUUUAUUGUGACUGAUUUGAUAAUACACUCACACAUCUGCACCACUGCUUUGGGAAAAAGCAUGAUUUUUGGGUUUUUUUGUUUUUGUUUCAACAGGAUGCUCCCUGGUGUUGUGUUUUCGUGGCCAGAAAAAGGAUAGUUGCAACCUUCUUUCUUUGUAGAUAGCACAGUCUGCCUUUCUGUCCUUUUUGGACUUCACUGAACUGAUCAAUUAGGCAUUCAAGGGGAAAAUAGGAAAAAGAGAGGGAAAGAGAACUCUUAAAGAUGUAUUUCAGCUUAUUGCUCAGUCGUGGACACUUACCUCAAUUCUAUUCAUUUUGUGCCAGUAGCAAAGGAUGAGUACAACCAUGGAUACCUGAUUGACUGAAGCUAUUCAAAAUUUCAGCAUCUUUUUUGUUUUGUUUUCGCUUUUAAGUGCCUAACAUGAUGCUAAUUCACAUCUGAUUGAUUCAAUAACUGAGUUAAAAUAUAUAAGAACCCAGCCUCAACCAAAGCUCUCAAGAUAAUUGGCCAGCUUUGGGACCUACUUAAGGAUUAGAAUCACAUGUACGACCGCUCUGCGCUGCAUGUAGGCCAAAAGCAUGUUUUCUUCUUCACAAACAGCCCUCUUCCUCUUCAGCAAUGUGAAUAAUGGUCAUUACCACAGGCUUCACCUUUAUUAAGUGAUGCAUUCUUUAUCAUUUUAUACUGACCCUCUUACUAUGUAGUUAUUAUUUUUAUGUAAGUAAUAAUGAAUUGUGUGUCACACCUUUGCUUCUUCCAUUUUGUAUAAUUCUGGAUAGAUUUGUAAAGUGUUUGCUAUACAUUCACUUGAGUAUUUUUGCUUCCUUACAAGAAAAGCAAUGUUGAAAUAUUAUUGCUGUCAUUUAUUAAAUCAAUUUAUUUAUAAAAAAAAAAAAGAUCCGGUGUAAGCUUGUUAUUUUAUGCGGCAGUGGUGGUGUGGAGAUAACACACGGGGCAGUUAGCAAGUGAAGGGUGAAAAAGAUAAAAUUAAAAACACGCUGCUGACGUGUGAACUGUAAUAACAACAAAAUCAGAGCCCCACCAAGCUAAGCUGUUUAGUGUGUUUGUGUGUUGUAGGGCUAAAAUUGACUACUAAUUCCCCACAUUUAAUCGGCUGGGGACUGCGUGUUACUGAGAAAGACAAAGAGAGCCAUUCAGCGAGGGAGAGGGACAGAACGAGAGCGAAGGGGUGGGUGUAAAAAGCCAGAGGCAAGGCCAAUUUCAGCUCAGUAACCAGCACACACUUAGACUUUUGUACACGGCUCUCCAUUCACGCUGCCCUCUCCUCUCCACCUGAGGCUGCCUCCAGACUCAGCUGCAGUCAAAACCCAUUCAGAGGGCAUCCAAAAUCAAAAGGUCAAGUUCAUUGUCCUGACAUUGUGUUUGAGGCUGCAUGUAAAACAAAGAUAAUGAUGGAGGCGGCGAGACGUCACAUAGUUAGAAGUGUCAUGGAAGUGUGUAUGGAUGAAAUUCAUUUGGGAGAAGAAAGCGAAAGUAGUCUCAGACAGGGGUGUAAAUGUUAUAGAUUAUUGAUGGAAAAAACAAAAUAAAAAUAAAGACCACGCUUUAGGAAUUUUAAGGUGUUGUUACUCUCAGAGAAAUUGAUUUAAAUCAUUAAGAGAACCAUGUGGGUGAUUCAUUUUGUUCAAUGAAUCAAUUUUGGAUGGAAUGAAAAUUAAAAUAAAGUUAAAUAAGAAUUAGGCUCAGUUGAUUUUGGUCUGAGCUCCAGUCCUUCUUGGCCACAUGGCAAUAUAUAUUUCAUAGAAGAACAUAGAUGUUUGCCCCUGUUUGUCACUUUUUAAUUCAUGUAUUGUGUUUUUACUUUUCCUCUUUACAGGUAAGACCGUUUGUAAUACGAUGGCAGAUGAAACUUCGGCCAAUGGCACAUUGAUUAAUGUGAAUUAAUUAUCCCAGAUAAAUAAAUACAAUGCUGUAUAACCUUUUAA